CUAUUUUUCCAUAUCUCCCGUGUGGCCGUGUAUGAGCAGAACGCCAUAAAAAUUCAAAUAGCUCUCGACGGCGGCGAAGGCCUUGAAUUUCCAGGAUCUCUACCCGGUGGCAGUCACCUGGCGUAUCUUUCCACUAUUUUUCGAUAUCUCCCGUGUGGCCGUGUAUGAGCAGAACGCCAUCAAAAUUCAAAUAGCUCUCGACGGCGACGAAGGCUUUGAAUUUCCAGGAUCUCUACCCGGUGGCAGAAAUUAUCUGAAAAUGGAUGCAAUAAGUGAAUCCAAAAAGCAAAAACCAAGUGAAGUUCAAGGCAUGAAUCAGGCUGGGAAAAGGUUAAGUGAUUUACCUGAUGUGGUUCUCCUACACGUCCUCUCUUACCUUCCGACAAAAGAUGCUGUGAGAACAAGAUCUCUAUCGAAAAGAUGGGAAUGCCUCUGGGCAUCUAUUCCCAUGCUCAAAUUCUCUGAAAAUGAGGCCAAUAGAAUCCACCUGAUGGACAUUGUGGAUGAUUUGCUUUCUCUAGGCUCCUCUGAUAUAGAAAAAUUAGAUAUAGUAUGGGUUUUGCUAGGUGAUGCUGUUCGCAUCAGACGGUCGAUCUCUACUGCAGUAUGGUGUAAUGUUCUGGAGUUUCAUAUUUGCCAGAGUGACUGCAAACGACUUUUUGAAACACCUGAUUCCCCUUUUACUUAUCAGUCAUUUAGAGAAUUAGAGUUAUUAAUAUCCCACACGCGCAAAAUUCCUCCUCCUAUUUGCCUUUCAACUCUCAAGAUAUUAAAUUUUGAGAAUAUCACAUUUACGAAUGAUCACUCGACACAAUUGUUGUUUUCUGGCUGUCCGGAGCUCGAGGAGGUGAUAUUAUCGAAAUGCAAUUGGGUGAACGUUAAUGUUGUGAGUAUUUGUGCUCCAAAACUCUGGAGCUUGAAAAUAAGUGACAUGGAAAUUGAUAACCACCAAUGGAAUGAAUCAGAUGGUUGUGACAUCGUGAUAUUUGGAACUUCUCUCAAGUUUUUCAAGUAUUCUGGAGAAUUUUUAAAUGACUAUUUCUUAUAUGACUCAUCCUCAAUAGAUGAGGUGAGGAUUGAGAUGGAUAAUGCUAGAGAGAGGUCAAGAGUAGCUGCUUAUCGCCUAUAUAAUCUAUUGAGGGGGAUCUCUGAUGUAAAAAAGCUAGUACUGUCAGCUGAUGCUAUUGAGGUACUGAAUCAUGCAAGCGAACUACUGACUCAAAUGCCCCUGUUCAAUAAUCUGAGGACGUUGACAUUGAAUUCAGAGCCACUCGACCUUGAAUCUAAAGCUCUACUGAUGAUAAUUGCAAAUUCUCCAAUUCUUAAAGCUCUUGAAUUUUCCGAGGAGUCAACCUCUCAUUAGUUUGUGUUAAAGCUAAUAGAUAUCAGAUCAAGUGCCUUUGGGUUUCUUGUCCCACCUCAAAACUCAAAAGUACUUUAGCCUGCAAAUUCUAUGGAGAUGAGGAGCUAUAUAUGUUAGAGAUAUUGCUCGAAAAAGAAUUUGUUCUGGACAAAUGAGUCAUCUGUUCCAGCUCUAUGACUAUAAGGUCAUCAGAUGAGAUGGAGAAGGUUAAGAAGUGGUUUCUUUCACCAGCUAGGGCAUCAGAAGUUCUUGAAAUGGAAGUUGGAUAAACCCUUUCCUAAGUCUCCAUCCGAAAGUCAAUGUCAAAAGUUCACUUCCAGACUUCCAGUUUCCAUCACAUGUGAGAUAUGGCAAGUUGCUUUCUUACAUCAGUUUCUACAAGGCUAUAAGCUGCUCAAACUUCUCUUGUUAUGGCCCUUUCCAUGUAAACUAUAAGAUGCUGUUAUAUAUUUAUAUGAUUUGAACUGGUUACAUGGGUGCCAAUGAUCAUGUUCUCUAAGGCUUUGGCGUUAUUUGCUCAAGGAACCUGGAUGUUAUCCGAUGUUGUCGGAGUACAAGAUCGUCAAUAAGGGCAUUCUAGUGCUAGAUUCUUAU
Tripterygium wilfordii is the source of this 1957-nucleotide messenger RNA. Its product is annotated as F-box/LRR-repeat protein At3g26922-like. Gene Ontology annotation, molecular function: protein binding. The transcript is spliced from 5 exons. Bases 260 to 1363 code for a protein of 367 amino acids. Lineage: Eukaryota; Viridiplantae; Streptophyta; Magnoliopsida; Celastrales; Celastraceae. The record is from RefSeq and is a predicted model, not a curated record.